AUGUUUGUGUUGAAAUCAGUGGUGCUCUGUGCGUUGCUCUGCGGGGCUGGAGCCCAGUCGUGCCCGUCCCAGUGCUCCUGCAGCGGGACAGCGGUGGACUGCCACGGCCAGAGUCUGCGGAGCGUGCCGCGGAACAUUCCCCGCAACGUUGAGCGACUGGACCUGAAUGCAAACAAUCUGACUAAAAUCACUAAGGCAGAUUUUGCGGGACUGAAGAACCUUCGAGUUCUGCAGUUAAUGGAGAACAAGAUCAGUUCAAUUGAAAGAGGGGCAUUUCAGGAUCUACAAGAGCUGGAAAGACUGCGUCUCAACAGGAAUAAUCUUCAGGUUCUUCCGGAGUUGCUGUUUCUGGGCACGACCAAACUCUUCAGACUGGACCUGAGUGAAAAUCAAAUCCAGGGGAUUCCCAGAAAAGCCUUCAGAGGAUCUACAGAGAUCAAAAACCUGCAGCUGGACUAUAAUCAGAUUUCCUGCAUUGAAGAUGGAGCGUUCAGAGCUCUGCGGGACUUAGAAGUACUCACACUGAACAACAACAAUAUCUCUCGUUUGUCAGUGGCCAGUUUUAACCACAUGCCCAAGCUCAGGACAUUUCGCCUGCACUCUAAUAAUCUGCUAUGUGAUUGCAAUGUGGCCUGGCUCUCUGAUUGGCUGAGACAGAGGCCCCGCCUUGGCCUCUACACACAGUGUAUGGCUCCACCCUCCCUUAGGGGCCACAACAUCGCAGAGGUUCAGAAGAAAGAGUUUAUGUGUACAGGGCCCCAGUCACACUCAUCCUGUAGUGUGCUGCAGUGUCCUGAGCUCUGCACCUGCAGUAAUAAUGUAGUGGACUGCCGGGGGAAAGGACUUACUGAAAUACCCACCAACCUGCCAGAAACUAUCACUGAGAUGUGAGUGGAGCAGA
This is a messenger RNA of Danio rerio (zebrafish), 901 nucleotides long. It is a transcript of the gene slit2, whose product is annotated as slit homolog 2 (Drosophila). NCBI's taxonomy places the organism in Eukaryota, Metazoa, Chordata, Actinopteri, Cypriniformes, Danionidae. Gene Ontology annotation, biological process: axon guidance; nervous system development; animal organ development. The record is from RefSeq and is marked provisional. Gene Ontology annotation, molecular function: calcium ion binding; signaling receptor binding. Gene Ontology annotation, cellular component: extracellular region; non-collagenous component of basement membrane.